This is a messenger RNA of Drosophila elegans, 2000 nucleotides long. RefSeq lists its product as uncharacterized. The transcript has 6 exons. The record is from RefSeq and is a predicted model, not a curated record. Lineage: Eukaryota; Metazoa; Arthropoda; Insecta; Diptera; Drosophilidae.
UGGAACUGGACACAAGCGGGUCUCGAACAACAUGAGAGGCAAUUAAACCGGGAAAAACACUCAGAGCUGAAGUAGUUUCGGGGAAAAUCCAUAUUCGUUGAAAGUAUUAAUUAGUGGACAUUUGAACUUUUAAAAAAAUCAUGAUUCACCUGUCAGCAAAGGCAUUGCUGUUGCUGCAGUUGGUGCAGGUGCUGCCCGUCCAGGCAUCCAAUCCUGCUGACACUCUUUCCAUUGACAAUAUGGAGCCCCUCAGCACCAAGUCCAAACAUAUUGACAGUCCCGUGACUGACUACGAGUCCAGUUCCACCAAUGCCACAAGGAUUCUGAGGCGGGGCAAGCGUUAUCUCCAAUUCAGCAAGGGAUCACGUAUGUCGUGGCGUACCAACGGCAAGAACAAUCUGUGGAGAAUCAACACCCUGUACGCCUACGGCUAUGGCUUCCGCACCAACUAUCCCUUCCCGUCCAUCGAGGAGCAGAAGAAGGAUAAUGCGGUAUUCUUUCGCCUGUUUAAGAGGGACCUCUUCUCCAAGCUGGAAACCGCUCUGGAUGGACAUGGCUUCGAUGGGCGAGCUUGCAUGCUGAAAUCUUUCUGCACCGCCCUGAACGAUGUGGAUAGCCCGACACAGAAAAGCGGUAUGCUCUUCAAAAUGCUCAAAUUGAUAUUUAGUCGAGCCAAGCGAUAUCUGGAUAUUAUAGAAACCACUCGAAUGUUUGUGGGUAACUUUAGAGCCUUAAUUGAAAAUUAAUAAUUAUAUUCCACUUUCAAGUUCCGCGUUAAUGUCAAGAACAAUGUGAUCAAAUCGCCGACUGUGUGGGCCCAUGGUUAUGGUUUUCGAGCCAAUACCCCGGUGUUGGUCAAACGGGAGAACAGACCGUUUCGCAGGGAUACCUACGAGUUGCUCCACGAACUGAUUGAUCGAAGUGGCCUGGAUGGGCGGGCAUGUGUUCUGAAAGCCUAUUGCACCGCCCUGGCCGGCGAUCAUGGUCAGGGCUUUCUGUUUAAGCUAUUGAAAUACGUGUUUACCCUGGAUGAGCACGACAAGCGACAUAUGCCCCAUCUUCGGGAGGAGAACUGCGAACAAAUCAUGCAUAGUCAUUGUCCCUUGAGUUUCGACAGUAUAUCGCCAUAUACAGACGAUGUUUGACAUUGUGCAUAUUAUGUAACACUAUUUGUUGUUCUAAGCUAUGUAAAAUAAACAAAAUCAAGAUUGAAUUGCACAUGAAAACAUAAAUAUAAAUAUAAACGCAAGCCCGACAGUUCUGAUUGCCUAAAAUAAUAGUAGCGAUAGUAACAAAAGCACUUUAAAAUGAUUGAAGCUUUUCCUGGGGCUUCUUUGUAUAGCACAUUCGCACUUUAUAAAAUUGUCAAUUUGGCAUGUUUUAAUUACAAAUUAAAAACUUAAUUUCUGCAAAGGCGAUACUCUUGGAUUAACGCGGCAUAUAAGGUUAGUGUAAAAAGAAACACAAUUUUAUUUGUCAAAAACUUUGUAAAAUACUAACUUCAGCAUGUAAAUUUAGGGUAUUCGUUGAUUUAAUUAAAUUUCACAUCUAGUUUUUAGUACUUUAAAUUAUUAAUAUUAAAAAAAAAUAUGAUAAAAGCCCUCAAAUAAAAUCCAAGAGUUGGGUGUCAAAUUGUCCCAACCAUCUAGAUACUACCGAUUAUUUCGUGAAAAGCUCACAGUAAGUGUUCGUGGCUGCUGAUGAUAUUUAUUCGCUGUUGUUGCCAUUUGUAAUUUAUAAUUAACUUGUGUGCCAUUUGCAGGUUUUGGACAAGUGCUUCAUUUUUUUUUCGUGCGGCCCCUGAUUGUGCGUGUGGCAAUCAGCAACGUGCAUUUAAUUGGCAUUUUUAUUAAACAGCUGAAAGUGAGCAGCCGGUAAAAAAGCACCAAAAAGGAUACCAGCAAAGCGAAAUAAUAGCGAGGAUUCCGAGGCCAUUGUUGACCUCGUUGCAGGACAAAAGUGUUCCAGCUGUUUAAUGUCACCAGCACGAAAAUGCCGAG